AUGCUGAAUGGUGGGCUUUUCAGUCCUUUGCUUCCUGCACAGAGAACCAGGUUCUCAUUUGUUAAAAUAAUGCAACCAGUUCCAGCAGGCUCUGAGUCAAACAAAAGAGCCAUCAACAUACAUGGAAAUACUCUGUGGAUGAUAUUAUAUGAUCAUGAUGGUAAGCUUGUUGAAUAGAGUUCUCCUGCGAUAUUCUGGGCAAGUAGGAUUGCAUGCUUUCCACCAGUUGAACCGGGUUGACCUGCAUGCUGAGAGAGAUCUGUUAGCUCUCAAAGUAAUUUUGGUGGUAUUUCGUUCUUCCUCGGAUAUAUUUGGACAAUGGCGUAUGAAAUCGAGAAGGGUUUAAGAGGCUAUCUUUAAUUUUCUAGAGAAUUUACAUCGGAGCAGAAAAUUGGAGCUUCCGGGCAAGAUUACAACGUUGGCCAGUUGAAAAUAGAGGAAAAAUAUAAGAUUUUUUGCAGAAGAAAUGGACUUCAGGUCCAGCAAUUGGACUUGCAAUAGCUAGCAGUGUCGCCAGAUCUGAAUGUAAGAAUAGGCUCCAACGGGAUCUGGUCACAACUCACUGCCGGAUCUGGAUAAGCACAAGUAGUACCACCAGAGCUGGAUACAGGCUCGUGGUGGGAGUUGCUCUUCACUCGAACUGGUCACAGAGUCGCCACUAAUUUGUUCCUUGGUUGCAGGUUCCGCUGCCGGAUUACAAAAUAUCUUAAAGUAAAAACGCGUGGUUACAGGCUCGUGGACGGGGCUUUCAGAGUUGCAACUCUGGUCUUGCUUGAGGCCAGUUGAAAACAGAGGAAAAGGAUAGAUUUUUACAGAAGAAAUGGACUUCAGCAAGGAGUUCUCGGUUCCAGGAGAUAUAGAAUUUCCGAACGAGGGCGGCUCCUGGAUUCCGGUAACUCCUGCAAAGCCUGUUCCUACGAGACCGCAGCCAACCUCCGGCAACACUCAGGGUAACCAGCUAGAUCGAUCAAACUGGCUACAGACGCUAGGUCACCUACCUGCUCUCCAGGAGACUUCAAUUUCAAAUGAGUUGGCUGCAUGCUAUGGUUCGAUGCAUUUUAUGGAUCAGCAUAGAAGUCUCAACAAUUGGGAGGCGGCAUUGGCUGGGAAUAGCAGAGGUUCUGUUCGCAUGGUUGGCACUCACACACAGGCUUUAGCGGAUACCUCUGCAUGUGGGCAGUAUGUUUCUUUUGGGAACCUCCUGGCUUUCACAACCCCGGCUUCAGCAACUUCUGCAGGUGCCCCCCAGCAUGGGAACAACAAUGCUGGAAGCAGCCUUUUGUUUCCUAUCCAGUAUUCUAACAUUGGGCGAGGAGAAUCCAACUCCGCUACCUUGUUGCUUGCAAACCAGGACUUAUCACUCAGAUCAAACCACUGGAAUAACAACUAUCCGCAACAAAUUCCACAGUAUGGGUUUCCUGUUCCUUAUCUUCCCUCCUAUGAUCUUAAUGCCUUACCUAAUAGAACACUAGAUGACACCUUGGAUGAAGUUAUGUCCUUUUCACCAGUAACACCAGAUAAGGGCAACAGAAUUCAGAACGAACAGCUUUCUGAAAUACCCAGUAUCUCAGUAAAAGAAAGGUCUAAUAAGGAAAAGGAUAAGGCGCUAGUUACACAAAAUGGGAAUGAACCUACAGAGCUUGGUGGUGAAAAAUUUCCACAAACCAUGCUGGGUAUGCCUUCUACUCCCUUGGUUGCCUCAUUAGAGGAAAAUCACAAUCUUAACAAGGAAAAUAGCCACAACAUUCCGGAAGAUCACAAUCAUAGCAAGAGAAGUGACAACAAGUUGGAAGAAAAUCAAAAUUAUAGCAAGGGAGGAGACCAUAGAAUUGUGGAAAAUCACAAUCUUGAUAAGGGAGGUGACGACUACAUUGAUCUGAACAAGAAACCCCAACAGAAGCCAAAAAGGAAAAAGAUUAGACCCAAAGUCAUAAUAGAAGGCAAACCCAAAAGGACACCAAAGCCAACAACUCCUAAGCAGGUCAGUACAAAAGAAAACCCAUCUGGGAAGCGGAAGUAUGUAAGAAGGAAGGGCCUCAAAACCUCAGACACCCCUUCAGAGACAGUAUUGGAGAUCAAUGGCCCAUCACUUGAGCCUUCUGUAAAAUCAUGCAAGCGUGCUCUAAAUUUUGAUUUGGUGGAUCAAGCAGGAGCCGAAAUGCAUAGCUAUAGCACAUCACUCUCUCAUCAGGAGGUAAUUUUUCAUGGCAAGGACAACUCAUCAUGUAGGCAGACUCUUAAUUUGAACUCAGAAUCUCAAAAGCAAGACUUAGGCAUCCAGGUGAACAAUGACUCUCAAACAAAAUCUACAGUGCAGCCCAGGCAAGGUAUUGAAGCCACAGUAAAUAACACAACAGGGGGGAUUGCACAUGACCUGGACUCUUCUGUGAAUCAACUGAUUCAGAACUACUUUUCGCUGCCUGAAAAUCCAGCCCCUACAACCCCAGUACCAGCAAGGCAACACCCAACAAGGGUGAAUCUGAAGGCCCUUGCAAGGAAAAAAAAUGACACAAGAGCAGCAAGUGCAAGCCCAAGUACUGGAGAAAAUGGUCAUCAUUUUAAGCAUCAACAUUUACAUGGAGAAGGCACAGGUGAUACAGUCUUAAAGAUAGGGAUUACCCCUUCUAACCAAGAGGGAGUUAUACAAUCAACAUCACAGAAUGGUCCACAAUCAAUACUAGAAAGUUGUGAUCAUCCUGAUAAUGGUGCGCAUCCACUAGUUACUGAUACCACAAAAACAAGGGGCUCAAAGAGGGAAUAUUCUCAUACUAUAAAUGGGGCACAUCUAAGAAAAAUAAAUCUGAUUGGUACCCAUUACAAUUCCUUACAAUUUUACCAAAAUAUACUUCAUGGAAAUGAACUCCAAAGCAAUUAUGGGAUGCAUCUUCCAGAAAUUUACAAAAAAUACAAGACUGAGAAGGAGCCUAAUACUUCCACAUCUAGAACUUCAUCUUCUAUGGUAGUCACAAAAGACGGUCACAAACAUGCAUCACAGAGUAACCAUGAAACACUGGGCCUCCAACUCAAUGAUGGCACACAGAGGCCAAAGAUUGGAGUUAGUAAAUCUCUACCAAAAGUCUAUGCUAAUUGUACUGUUGUGGAGCACAAUCAACCUGUGCAAAAUAUCUCCAAAGAAUUGCUUUCAUGCACAGAAACAGAAUGUGGGGCUGCCAUUGAUAAUCUGGAAACUUCAGAAACUUUUGACCUCAAAGAAAAGACCAAAAAGAGAUCCAAGGGUCCAAAUGAGGUUCACAACUUGGUCUCAACUGCAAUUCCUCAUUGCACCCAACUGCUGCAAGACACUCCUAAAACACUGACAUCUGGUGAUGGGCAAAGAACUGAGAUUUUCCAUGGACAUCAAGCUUGCAUGAAAGCCCUCUCUUCAGAUAACAAUAAAAAGAGUAUCAGAAAAAGACGAGCUAAGAAGGGAUCUCUCAAUGAUUCAACGUCUUGCUCCAGCACAAAUGCAGGGUGGUUGCAAGAACAAAAGGGUUCUUUGUACCAAUCCUUGGCCAAAUCAGCAGGUCCAACAGCUGGAACACAUACUCAAAUCAUUUCAAUAGAUGAACUUGUUCACAGAUUGAAUGAUCUAAGCAUUAAUGGCAGUAGCAGCACAAAUACAGAGAAAGAGCAAAAAGCACUAAUUCCUUACACUGGAUAUGGCACAAUGGUUCCCUAUGAAGGGCCAAGACGCCGCUCCCGGCCCAAAGUUGACCUCGACCCAGAGACAAAUCGAGUAUGGAAUCUUCUGAUGGGGAAAGCAGUCAGUGAUGAUAUUGAUGAAAUGGAUGCAGAUAAGAGAAAAUGGUGGGAAAAAGAAAGGACAGUGUUUCAAGGAAGGGCAGACUCGUUCAUUCAUCGCAUGCGUCUUGUCCAAGGAGAUAGACGCUUUUCACGGUGGAAAGGAUCUGUUGUGGACUCAGUGAUUGGCGUCUUUCUUACCCAGAAUGUAUCUGACCAUCUUUCCAGCUCUGCCUUCAUGUCCUUGGCUGCACGAUUUCCGCUUCAGCCAACAAAUAGCCGGAACACAUGCUAUGAGGAUGGGACAGUUGUAUUAACAGAAAAGCCAGAGGUGUGCAUAAUAGAUUCAGAUGAAACCCUGAAAUGGAAUGAAAAUUUGUCAAGAAAACCAGUCUACAAUCAAAAAUCCAUGAUGCUCCAUGAAGCUGAGCAAAUGGAAGAGAGAGAAGUGGCAAACAGCAAUGAAUCAUUUGGAAGCAAUAUGGGAGGUGACAGCCUGGCAGACAAUUCAAGUAGCAGGCAGAGAGUUGUCCAGAGCAGGGCAGCAGAAUUGUACCAGGGAUCACCAGAAAACAGAACAGAGAGCCUGGCCAGAAAAGAAGGAUCUCUGAGUUUUGCAGAAGCAGAUGAUAGAAGGGCACAGGAGGAUGCAGUUUCAUCUCAAAACUCUGUAGGCACAUCCAUUUCUCAGACCACUGAAAGGAUUCGAUCAUGUUUGGAGUCCAACUCAAAAGAUCUAACAACAGUUCACAGAUCUAUUGGUUUCAAUGCUACCACUUCUUUUAUGGAGCUUCUUCAGAUGGCAGGAACAACCAGGUUUCAAGAAUUUUACAACUAUGGAUAUGACAGAUUGUCAUUUAAUCUAAACUCCAUGGAUGGAUGUAACCAAUCAAAAAAUAUGGAGUCUGACAAGAAAAAGUCAAGUAUGGACAGAUUAGCUAGCUUGGAAACCUCAUUUGCAUCCAUCUACCAGUUCAAUUCCCUUCACCCCCAUACACAAGUACCCAUUAUCCCUUCCAGUAAAUAUAGUUUGCACAUGACACCAGAUUCAGGAGUACUUGAAGUUGAGUGUCUUGACCUGUUAAGUGAGGAAAGCAGACCUUCCUUGCCUUCAACUGUGUCACAAAUUUCUGAGUUAAAUAGCGCAGACAUCACAAGCAAAGGAUUUGGACCAAUUCCAGAUUCUUUAAGUGAAACAACAGCUCUACAAAAUGAGAUAUUAAGUGCUCAUGCAGGACCAAGAGCUGACCCAAAUGGAUCUUUAAGCAAGCAUGCAGUGCACCAAUUCAGUAGAUUAGAACCAGAAGCUUGCAGAGAAAAGAAUCCACACUCUUACAAAAAUAAAAAAGAGAGGACAGAAACCUCCCAAGCAGAAAGGACUCCUAAUGCAGAACCUAAAAAGCUUCUUGAUGAACUUGUUCAAAGGCAGCAGAAUACCAUAAUGCAGCAAGUUUCUAGAUCAACAAGUUUUUCUGGGGAUACUAUUGACGUUGUGGAAAGAACAUGCUUGGUGGGUGAACUGAAACCCAUGAACAGUAAUACAGCAAAGUUAAACUCAGAAGAGCAAGUGCGUGCUUCUGGAAAAACAUCUAGUGGGAUAACUGUGGGCACAAUGAAAGACAAGAAGGAAAAAGUUGAGAAGAAGAAAAAUAAUGCAUUUGACUGGGAUAUUUUAAGAAAGGAGACUUGUGCCAAACAUGGAAAAAGAGAGAGAAGUAAUGAUACAAUGGACUCAGUGGACUGGGAAGCAGUGAGAUGUGCAGAUGUUAAUGAUAUUGCUAAAUCCAUCAAAGAACGAGGAAUGAACAAUAUGCUUGCAGAGAGAAUAAAGGAUUUCCUCAAUCGACUGGUUAGAGAUCAUGGAAGCAUUGAUCUUGAGUGGUUAAGAGAUGUUCCACCUGACAAAGCAAAGGAAUAUUUGUUAAGCAUAAGAGGCUUAGGGUUGAAAAGUGUGGAGUGCGUACGCCUUCUGACACUUCACAAUCUUGCUUUUCCGGUUGACACAAACGUUGGUCGCAUAGCUGUAAGACUUGGAUGGGUUCCACUCCAACCACUGCCUGAGUCACUUCAGUUACAUCUUCUAGAACUGUACCCAGUGCUGGAGACAAUUCAGAAGUAUCUUUGGCCUCGUCUAUGCAAACUUGAUCAACGAACAUUGUAUGAAUUACAUUAUCAAUUGAUUACAUUUGGAAAGGUUUUUUGUACUAAAAGCAAGCCAAACUGCAAUGCAUGUCCAAUGAGAACAGAAUGCAGACACUUCGCAAGUGCAUUUGCAAGUGCAAGGCUUGCCCUGCCAGGGCCAGAAGAGAAAGGUCUAGUAAGUUCAACUGCACCCAUUGCAGAUGACCAAGGUCCACAGAUGCGUAUAAAUCCAGUACCACUACCUCUACCAGAGGCAAGCCCAUUACCAACAACAAUCACUGAAGGGAACAUCUGUGAACCUAUCAUUGAAGUGCCAGCAACACCAGAGCCAGAACGUACAGAAGUGAUUGAAAGUGACAUUGAGGAUGCUUUUUUUGAGGAUCCUGAUGAAAUUCCAGUUAUCAAACUCAACAUUGAAGAGUUCACACUGAACCUGCAGAACUACAUACAAGAGAAUAAAAUUGAACUGCAGGAUGGUGACCUGUCUAAGGCUUUAGUUGCCUUGACUCCACAAGCUGCUUCUAUCCCUGUACAAAAGCUGAAGAAUGUGAGCAGGCUUCGAACAGAACACCAAGUCUAUGAACUUCCAGAUUCACAUCAGCUUCUAGAAGGGAUUGACAGAAGAGAACCGGAUGAUCCAUCUCCAUACCUUCUUGCUAUAUGGACACCAGGUGAAACAGCAGACUCAAUUGAGCCACCCAAAGCACGCUGUAUCUCCCAAGAAUCUGGAAAUUUAUGCAAUGAUGCUACAUGCUUUGGGUGUAACAGUAAACGAGAAGCAAGUUCCCAAACAGUCCGGGGGACAAUAUUGAUACCCUGCAGAACAGCAAUGAGGGGGAGUUUUCCACUUAAUGGCACAUACUUUCAGGUUAAUGAGGUGUUUGCUGACCAUGAUUCUAGUCUUAACCCAAUUAAUGUUCCCCGAGCAUGGUUAUGGAAUCUACAGAGACGAACAGUUUACUUUGGAACAUCAAUACCAACAAUUUUUAGAGGUCUCUCAACACAAGAUAUUCAGAAUUGCUUCUGGAAAGGAUUUGUUUGUGUACGGGGGUUUGACCAGAAAACCCGGGCACCACGCCCUCUCCAAGCCAGAUUUCAUUAUCCAGCAAGUAAGUUGAACAGAACAAAAACACAACCAGUUGAAUAGUAGGCCAUGACACAGAGAAAGCAGUCAACACACUCCUAACCAGGAUCUGUUUCAAGAUCAGAUCACUGACCAACAUUGCUGCUGUAAAACUAAUGGCACUUCCCCUAACAUGAGAGGCAUUGAACAGGUACUACUAUUUCUGGAUACUUGGAAGGGGGGAAACAUAGGAGAGAAAUUGUAAAAUCCCAUGACAAGUGGGUUUGUAGUCUGUACAUGAUUAUUAUUAUGAUUAAUUUAUUCUGUGCUCGAAAAUGAGCCAUUCUUCUUCUAUUGAGCAGACAAUAUCAAAGAAGAAAAAAAAAUAAAGGUGGAAAUACAUGUUAUUCUGCAUGCUCAA
Messenger RNA from Nelumbo nucifera (sacred lotus), 7367 nucleotides. The record is from RefSeq and is a predicted model, not a curated record. NCBI's taxonomy places the organism in Eukaryota, Viridiplantae, Streptophyta, Magnoliopsida, Proteales, Nelumbonaceae.